GAUAUAUUAGCUAUAUCCUUGUUGCUUAAUCGGCGUAAAACUAUCCACAGGUGGAAAUGUUUGAAAAAUGUUUUAAAAAUGUUUUAAAAAUGCUGAAUAUUUACCAAAGGACUUUUGUAGGGCAGAGAGGUUCUAGGAGAUUUUCAUGUGAACUGCUCUGUUUUGUUGCAAAAAUGAUCACCACCACUACAACUAGAAUCAAAAGGAUUAGAGGCAAACGAUAAAUGAUACGUUAGCCCCGACAAAUCAAAGUCCUGUGAAAAAUAGCUACCUGAACGUAUGCCCUUGGCAGUUGAAGAAAUUUUCAGAAUUUACGAGCGAAACUUCGCGUUAUGUUUCCGGCCAAAUCGCUGGCUUAACUGCGCUAUUGCACAUUUGUGAUUCCCUGUUUGUAAAUGGUAUAGUGUAAUUAUAGGUAGGAAUUUGUAAAUAAAGAAGCUCGUUAAACCAAUACGUCAAGGUUAUUUUUUUGGUACAGGCCUUACUUCGUCCUUGUACUUCUUCAGACAUCGAGCUCUUAAAAUCGCGUUACUAAAUGGAUGCAGUACACUGACCCUCAGAGAAGUACGUCAAAGCUGCAUAUAGUUUUGCCUUCGGAGCUCGAGAUAAGCGUUCAAGUUUUCGGCUUUCUUGCAGCUUUGUGUCGAGAAGACUUGCCUUUUACACACGCAAAGCCUAAAAGUGGUCCUUAACUAAUAUAUCAAUGGAAAUAUGAUACUCGUCCGCUUAGUAGUAAUACUUCUCAAAAUAGCUCACAACGAUCAACUUUAAUUUGUAGUACAGCCUAAAAUAAAUAUCUAGCAGCAUUUGAAAAUAAAGCUUUUCUCAUGGAGACAAGAAUCUUUCGUCUACAGUGCAAAACUGAUGAGGCUCCGCCCGAGUUUCUACGAGCUACACUCAAACAGUGUCUGGAAAUUUACCAUCCGAAAGGAUGUUUGGCUGGUGGUUUAUGAGCUGAAUACGGUUUUUUUUUUCGGUUUUCUAAGAGACUUUUUUUUACGUUAAUACUGUGGUAAAAAGUAGGCAGUGACGUCGAUGGUGUCACUCAGGAAACACCCACCCGCCAGAUAGUCUGGGAAAAGUUUCGACCCCCCUGUCAUUUUACGCAACACUUCAGUUUCAUUUUCAGCAAUACUUCAGUUUCUUUGAGCGUUUUAACCAGAUCACCGAGGACAAUUCACUCUUCAAAACACCUCAGCAGGAGCAAUGUGUAAAAGGUACUUUAUCUUGGGUAUCGAUUUCCUUUGACAUUGUUAUCUACGGUCUUUAAAACAUUUGUUUUCUUUAACACUUUAAUUGAGAAGUAUCAGUUAGGAAUCUGGAUUGAUUGAUGGUAUAUUAAAUACUCGCUAAUCUCGGAUUGAGGUCUUCUUUUCUGCGAUUAAUAUCAUAUGAUUGGCAUUUUAAGGAAAUGGUAUCCUUUGUGGAGCUGUCAUCAGUUGUGUUUUGAAACACUUUUCCUUUUACGUUGACAAGUGUUGAGUCCCUCCCACGUAGAUUUGGAACACACUGUUUUAAGAUGAUAUAUCGUCGUUUCGAUGCUUUCGUUAGAUUUCUCUUCCUCGAUCCACUUAUUUGUUCUUCCGCACGGCUUCAUUACUUAUUCUUCCAAAAAUGGAAUCUGACGCGUUGCUUUACGAAAUUGACAUGUUAUUUCUGUAUUAACCAAUCACAUUGCGUAACGUUGACAGUAAACGUUGACUUUUAGCAUCAGCAGUGGAAGUUUACGCAAAAUAACGAGCGUACGACUGUGAUUGCUUCUAGAAGGCAAAGUACUGGAAAUGAACAAAACAGCGAAGUCGGUACGUAUGAAGUUAUAACUUGGGAUAUUUUUUCCUUUUCUUCACUCUGUGUCUUGUGAUGCCUUGCCUUUUUGUAAAUAUUGCGAUAAAGAUCUUAAGACCUUGUUAGGGUGAUUCCGUGAUGGUUGAUUCAUAUUGGACUAGCAAAAGAAAUAGUUCACUUGAACUGAAAGGGUCAAGAAACAUAAAUUGUUUGAACAGUCUCUUGAACUCGUUCACUUCUUUUUUAACUAUUUGAACACUACAACUACAUAAUUUAGAGUAGCUUUCUUUAUCUUUAGAACAAUGAAUCCUGAGAAGCUUGUAUAGUUACGUAAAACACCCGUUCUUUUCUGACAGUAAUCGCUACGCAUUCCUUGGUUUAAAGUUGAAUGAAUGGCGCUGAAACUUCUAAGUAUUACAUUUUAAAACGAUUUUUCUUUCAUGCGUUUGUUCAAGGUUUCAACUGUACCCGAUGGACACGAAAUUAUCAAUCGGGUCUUCAUCGGAGGACUUGCUCGUGAUACAAGCGAGUUGGAACUCGAGAAUUUCUUUAGUACGUUUGGUGAAGUGACGGAUGUUCGCAUUGUCUGCGAUAGGAAAACUGGCUUCAAUAAAGGUUACGGUUUUGUUACAUUCAACACAACGAAAGCUAGAGAUGAUCUCAUUGAAAAGGGAACAAUUGAUUACAAGGGUGGAAGGAAACUGCGCCUCCGAAAAGCAGUGAAAAAAGAGACAGGGGGACAGUUCUUUUCCACAGGAUCCAGUAAUCAAAUAGGGACACAACCACAACAACUGGUUCUUGUGCCUGUAGAGCCAAACAUGAACAUGAAUAUGCCUCCCUUGAUAAAUUGCAAUGCGGUAUACAAUCAUCCAAUUCAGCAGCCCAUCAAUUAUGUGGCACCCCAGUAUACCGUGCCAAGCACAACCCAAUAUACUGUACCAGCAUUUUAUUAUUACUGUUAUUAAAAUGGUGACUAAUGAUCCCUGACCGUUUUAGCUCUAUGAGCUACAUGAAUGUCCAGUGUCAAGACUUAUUUUUGUUCAAAGUGAAUGAUGUGUGGCUGCAUUAAACAGUGGUUGAAACAUGACUGAAAGCUAUCGCAUGUUAUGUAGCUGUUUAUUCCUUUCUGAGGGGUGGACGGCUAC
Pocillopora damicornis (cauliflower coral) is the source of this 2930-nucleotide messenger RNA. RefSeq names its product protein boule-like. Gene Ontology annotation, biological process: 3'-UTR-mediated mRNA stabilization; positive regulation of translational initiation. The record is from RefSeq and is a predicted model, not a curated record. Gene Ontology annotation, cellular component: cytoplasm. NCBI's taxonomy places the organism in Eukaryota, Metazoa, Cnidaria, Anthozoa, Scleractinia, Pocilloporidae. Gene Ontology annotation, molecular function: mRNA 3'-UTR binding; translation activator activity.